Penicillium malachiteum is the source of this 840-nucleotide messenger RNA. RefSeq names its product EI24 domain-containing protein. NCBI's taxonomy places the organism in Eukaryota, Fungi, Ascomycota, Eurotiomycetes, Eurotiales, Aspergillaceae. Bases 1 to 840 code for a protein of 279 amino acids. The transcript is spliced from 3 exons. The record is from RefSeq and is a predicted model, not a curated record. Gene Ontology annotation, cellular component: prospore membrane; ascospore wall; lipid droplet.
AUGGAUCGUGAACGUGGACGAUCUCAGAAUGUCUCACGGCGGUGGGAUCCAACCAGAGCAGCGUGGCUAUAUCCCCUUCGGGGCAUCCACUAUUUUGCGACUCACCGCUUCCUCUGGCCCUUAUUCAAAGCCCGCCUAGUACCAAUUGUACUCCUCUCAUCCUUCGUAUAUUUCCUGCUCUUCUUUUUCACAUACCUCCCACAGGUAGCAUUUCUAGCUAUCUUCCAAGGAGUUGGAGCAUGGGUGAGUGGAGCUUUCUUGGUACUGGGUGAAGGAGCGGCUAUUGUAGCCGCAUUAUUCGAGGCGUUCUUUGUCGAUGAGACUUUGGUGGAUAUAUUUGACUCUGUUCUUGUCAAUGAGGGACAAGAACAGCUCGUAUUGGCCUCGCGAGUUAUCUACCCAGAAGCCGGUGACCCGACAAGCCGCCUCGGCACCCCAACAACCAGCGCAGUUUAUUCCCCCUUUUCCUUACGACAGAUCUUGGAGUUUAUUCUCCUGCUUCCGCUGAACUUCAUCCCGGUGGCCGGAACACCCAUGUUCCUGGUGCUUACUGGAUAUCGAGGUGGUCCAUUCCACCACUGGCGGUACUUUCAACUCCUGGAUUUCACAAAACAGGAGAGGAAGGCCAGUGUCAGUCGACGACAGUUGCAGUACACCACAUUCGGUACUGUUGCUUUGGUUCUGCAAUUGAUACCUCCCUUUUCCAUGCUCUUUUUGAUGACUACAGCGGCCGGUGCUGCUCUUUGGGCGGCAGAACUGGAACAAAAACGACAACUCGCAAGUCGACGACCCACUCGACUUGGUGACGCAUAUCACGAUGAUGAUGAUUUCACGGUUUAA